Messenger RNA from Salvia splendens (bonfire salvia), 1500 nucleotides. RefSeq names its product transcription factor TCP20. Bases 383 to 1207 code for a protein of 274 amino acids. Gene Ontology annotation, cellular component: nucleus. Lineage: Eukaryota; Viridiplantae; Streptophyta; Magnoliopsida; Lamiales; Lamiaceae. The transcript has a single exon. Gene Ontology annotation, molecular function: sequence-specific DNA binding; DNA-binding transcription factor activity. The record is from RefSeq and is a predicted model, not a curated record.
ACACUCUAAUUAACCAACAUCCAAUUUUUCAGACAAAGAUGCCAUUUUGCCCUAGCCCUAGGGAUUUCAAGAUUUUACCUUUUGUCCUUCACAUUCCUAGGCACUUUUGCGAAAAGCAAAAAUACCAAAAAAAUUCUACUACUACGAAUAAUCAUAAUAUAAUAAAUAAACCUUGAAAAAAUCAAACCAAUCCAAAAAAUACACACAUCCUCUGUUUUUCUCUCUUUUCCCCUUUUUCUCCUUCAAAUCUUCCCACCUUCUUCAAUCAAUCAACUCCACUCGCAUAGUGAAAAAAAGGUCAUCGAAAUUUCCAAAGAAGACGAUGCUCCGACCUUGAAAAAUUCUACAACAAAGAAGGGGUGAAGAUAGGAAUCGUUUGUGGAUGGAUCCGAAGAGCUCAGAGCAGCCGCAGAGCAGCGCCUGCGGCGAACCGAAAGCGGCGGCGGAGAGAGACGACUCGAAGAAGCUCGCCCUCGCUCCAAAACGGAGUUCGAACAAGGACCGCCACACCAAAGUCGAGGGCCGCGGCCGCCGGAUUCGGAUGCCGGCUCUCUGCGCCGCCAGAAUAUUCCAAUUGACUAGGGAAUUAGGGCACAAAUCGGACGGCGAGACCAUCCAGUGGCUGCUGCAGCAGGCCGAGCCGUCGAUCAUCGCUGCCACGGGGAGUGGCACCAUCCCCGCCUCCGCCCUGGCCGCCUCGGGCGGUGCGAUUUCGCAGGCCAGCUCGAUAUCGUCGGGCCUCCACCACAAAAUGGAUGAAUUAGGGGCUAAUCGGAGCUCAUGGCCUAUGAUUGGGGGAAAUUUGGGGAGGAGUACGGCGGGGAUGUGGCCUCCCGCGGGAUUCGGAUUUCAAACGUCCUCUUCUUCCUCGUCUUCGUCUGGUCCGUCGAUGGCGGCGGCGGCGGCGGCGGAGAAUUCUGCUUAUCUUCAGAAAAUGGGCUUCCCUGGAUUUGAGCUGCCCGGAGGGAAUUUGGGGGCAAUGAGUUUCACCUCAAUUUUGAGCGGUGGAGGUGGUCAGCAGCUGCCCGGAUUGGAGCUUGGAUUAUCACAAGAUGGAAACAUCGGAGUGGUGAAUCCUCAGGCAUUCAGCCAGUUUUAUCAGCAGAUGGCGACGCCGGCAGCGCGUGUCGCCCACCACCAUCAGCAACACCACCACCAGCAGAAUUUGUCGCCCAAGGAUGAUGAUUCUCAAGAAUCAGGACACUGAAAAAAGUUAAUAACAUUAGUACUCCUACUAAAAAUGGUUGCUUUGUUUUUAUGGGGAUGGAUUGUGUGGUGAUUGGUGUUUCUUCUCUUUUUUUUUAAAAAUUUUAUUUGUAAUUUUUUCUUUUUUUGUUGCAUUAGUGUAUAAAUCUCAAGAAUGAUAGAUAUGUUCAUACCACUCUUCAGAUAGAUAGAUUGCAAUACAGCCUAUUUAUUCUUCUUGAUCAUAUAUUGUGUAAAUUAGAUGUUUUUGUUGUAGAAUGUGAAGGCAUCAAGUAGUUUGGGUUUUUGAGCUUA